Molecule: messenger RNA, 1218 nt
Organism: Aphanomyces astaci
Lineage: Eukaryota; Oomycota; Saprolegniomycetes; Saprolegniales; Verrucalvaceae
Exons: 3
Coding region: 59-1162 (367 amino acids)
Source: RefSeq, a predicted model, not a curated record
GCGAGGGCCAAUAACAUGGCAACAGACACGAAACUCUUAAAUUUGCCCGCUGGAUACCAUGUCGAUGGUUGUCGAAGACGCAAAGCGACAGCGCAAACUCGUGUACAACCGCAACCUUCUGCGACAGAAACGAUGCAAGUACUUGUCGGAGCGCCAAGCGCUGAUGGACGAGCUGACCGCGCUGGAAAUCCAGCUCCACGGCCAGCGAGCGUCCUCCGCACCCCUCUUGCCGUGGCGCGAGGUCAUGGUCGGUUUGAAGGACGACCGUGAGUUCCAGGAGCAACUGUCCAAAGAACUGGUGUCCAAAUACCACACGCACAAGGAAAUCUUCCGGUUUCUGUCCAAGUGGGCCAACCAAGUCGUCAAUCCUCAGGUCGAGCCACCUCUUCCAGCUACCGACACGUGGCGGAACGUGACACUUCUGCACAAUGUCCACGCGCGAAGGCUGGGCAUGGACUGGAUCACCCAGCAGCUGUACCACAACACUGAUCGAUGUUUCUACCUGCAUGGGGUCCCUUCGGCAGGCAUGUUGAACGACUUCCAAGUCAACUGUUCCGCCGCCACCAACGACACAUUGUCAUACAUUUGGCGUUUUCAGCACGAGUUCGACAUGCCGUUCGACCCGUGUCGCGAUGCUUUGCGCGACACGGUUGAGGAGUUCGUUAUGGGGGGGCUAUGGAACAGUCGCUUUAGCUGCUUUCUAGAUCAACAUGUCGUGCCGGAUGGGGCCCAAUACGCACGAAGCAUCCGCAGCCCUGACGAAGCGGUUAACUACCUCGCCCGGGAGUUUGCGUCCCCCGAUGAUCAACGAGUCACUUUUGUGGGGCGCAACAUUCUAGACGAUGAAAAUCAUCCGGCGUCGACACACCAGUCGCACCGAAUCUUUUGGUACGACCUGGAAAAGUUGUCACCCACCCGCACCAAGCUGCGCAUUUUGAUUCUCAAGUCGCAAGAUAUCUCCACCAAGGGCUAUGUGGCACUGGACGAAGAAGCCACGUACUGGGGCUGCAACCUCCGUGACUGCCCAGACCACCUCAAGCUCCAAACGUUUCGCACGCAUGCACACAACACAGGCAAGUCGCUGUUGGCCCUUGGCGUGUAUCAAAUGCAAAAGCGAAUGUUGCAAGCGUCAUCUCCUACGUCGAGCAAGUAUUCGAGUUGAAGCAGCAGCAUCAGUAGUAGUGUGUCUGAGCACCACCCUAUUCGAUAAUGGAAAGA